AUGACUAACUCGGGGCCUAUUAUUACUUCAAAACAUCUUGAAACAUUAAAGAAAUACUUAGAAAAAGAUACUAUCGAGAGAGGCUACGUUUACUAUCAUCAAAAAGUAAAUAUUGAGUUAGAUAUAGUUGACCAGUUUAUAAAGGGUUAUACUGAAAUUCAUCUUAAACCAAUUCGAUUUGAUAUCCAUGAGAUAAAACUUAAUUGUCGUCAAUGUGGUGAAAUUAUUAUUCAAAUUCCAGAUGAAAUGUUGAAUAUUCCCAUAUUAGAUGAGGACGGUGAAUGGAUUCCUAUAAUUGUAAAUGUUGAUUUUACACUAGAAAAACCCAAAUCUGGUAUUUAUUUCAAACAACCAGAUUCAAAUAUUCCAAAUAAACCUAAUGAAUUUUAUGAACCAAAUGCAAAUAUUGAAAAUUUCGAUAGAAUGAUGGUAGUUACCAGCGGAAAUUUAUUAGAGAUUAUUGAAUCACCUAAUAAUCACCAUAAUAAGAGAUUGUUUCAUUAUAGGCUGCCUGUGCCAAUUCAAGCUCAACAUAUUGGAUUAGUUUGUGGACCUUUUCGUUCUCCUUACAUUUUACAUUAUCCAGGUGAAGACGAUCUACCAGAAAAUAGACCACUUAUUACUGCUUAUUUCUCUUCAAGAUGGGAAGAAUGGAUUAGACCGACACUUUAUCCUAAUCAGGAGGGUGCUGAUACUUUUUGGAUACAUUGGGCAUUUGAUUAUUUUAUCGAAGGGUAUUCUCACUUUAAGAUCCAUCCCGAGUUUGACAAACGAAACCCAAAAGUUAAACCUGGAAAAUUUCCAUUCAAUUGUUUUCAUAUAGUAUUUGUUGAAAAUGCUUAUAAUGAUAUUACAGUAUGUGCUGGGAUGGUAAUAUGUCGUACAAGUUUAUUAUAUAAUGAGCAUAUAAUAGAACAAGUAUUUGUCACGAGGCGUCUUUUAAUAAAUGCAAUAGCUCAGCAAUGGUUUGGAAUUUUUAUUCCUCCUCAUUCAUGGCGUGACUUUUGGCUUGCAAUCGGUUUAUCAAAUUAUUUUACAACCAUGUAUCUUGAAAAAAUAUUUGGCGAACAAGAAAUUCAAUUAUCACGCAAACUUACACCAAUUGAAACAAGAGAACUGGAGUUUCUAAAUUUAAAAGCUCCACUUGUUCUUUGGAUGCUUAACAAUAGAUUGCCAUUUUUUGAUUAUCAUCGUGGAAUACUUGGAAUUAUUUAUUUGAUAUUGAACCGUGCUAAGGAAACAUCCUACCAUAACUUUAGACCUGGUUAUCUGGAAACCAAAGAAUUUUUCAAUUUGUGUAAAGAUGUUAUUCGCCAAGAACUCCGUGAUGAAAUCAAACAAUUUAAAAAACAAUGGAUAUACGGGUCUGGUUGUCCUAUUUUUAAAAUCAAUGCUAAUUUCAACAGGAAAAAGAUGACGGUUGAAUUUAAAUUUGUACAACAAAAUUCGAAUUUAGUUCAUUCUGAUUUGGAAAAGAAAAAAUCAAAUGAUAAAAAAUUAACAACUACACAUGCCGAUGAUCACAAAAAGCAUACUUCCUUAUUCACUGGACAGAUGGAUAUUGCUAUUAAUGAACCCGAUGGUGUAGAAUAUAUUCAUACUAUCUAUAUUCGAGAGAAGACUGAAACAUUUUCACUUCCAUAUCAUACCAAAUAUAAACGGUCCAAGAUAACUCUUAAACCUAGAUUUGUAAGGAAAAGAGGAACAUUUGAUUCCUAUGUUCCGCUCGAAUUAAUAGAAGAACAAUCUAGAAUUUAUCCUGUUCUUUGGGGAAUGGAUCCAGAAUUUAAUGAAAGAGAUGAAUGGAAAAUUAUUGAAUGGGCUGAUCCGUCUCGUCAACAGAGCACUAGUGAUCAUUGGGAUUGGAUACUUAUUGAUCGUGCUUUUAGUUGGAUUGGCAAAUUCGAUUUUGAACAGCCCGAUUACAUGUGGGCUUCUCAACUAGAAUCAGAAGGCUCUGUUGCAGCACAAUACGAAAUACGGAGCGAGUUCAAUAGAAAGGGUAGUUUGUCAUUUUAUCGAUUUCGAGUUAAUGUCGUAUCUGUGAUAUUUUCUUUUAAAGUUUAUAAUAACACUACAUUGGAAAAAAGUCCUUCGGCUGCAUGCUCUACAACGUUAUUAAGAACAUUACGAGAUUGGAGGUAUCAUUACAGAUGUCGUACGAGUGCCGCAAUGGCAAUGGCAAAAUGCGCAACAAAUGAACUUAAUUAUAUAGGUUUACAUCAAUUACUGAAAACUUACGAAUAUGAUUAUUGUGAACGCGUGGAUGAUCAAAUCAUACCGAAAACGAAUAAUUUUUCGGAUUGGGAGGAGUAUUUUGUCCAGAAGUCGAUUCCAAUUGCUCUUUCAAAUAUAAGACAAACAGGUGGUGUUACUCCAGUUGAUGUAAAAGAAACUUUAGUUGAUAUGUUAAAUUGGAACGAUAAUUCAGAGAAUCCGUAUGCCGAUGAUUAUCUUGUGGCAGCGUAUAUAGAAUCACUAGGAUAUUCAUUCGUGCAAUUUGAAGAAGAGUCUGAUCAAGGUGUUGAAAUUUUCGAUUUAGCAGGUGAUUCUAAUGCUUAUUUAAAAGAAACGUUGGAAAUUCUUAAUAGAUACAAAUUUCGUAAUGAUUUAUUCAAUUCGUAUCACUCAGUUAUACUAUCAUCAAUUAUAAUGGCAAAAGCAAGAUUGAUGAUGAGCCAAGUGAUCAAUGUUGAUGGAAAAGAACUUUUGGUUUAUACAAUAUAUGAUAAUUAUAUAAAUGUUCGAAUAACAGCGCUAAAAGCAAUCAUUGAUUUAGAACUUCACAAGAAACCAGAGGUAAUGUCAUAUAUUAAUCAACUUAUUGAAACUGAUCCUGAUCUUGGUGUUAGGAAAUUUCUACAAUAUAAAUUUGGAUCAGAUUUUGGACCAUAUUGUUGGGAUCUUCCGAUCAAAAAAAGAACAUAUCCAUUGCUAAAAAUAAAGUUAUAA
Molecule: messenger RNA, 2952 nt
Organism: Entrophospora sp. SA101
Lineage: Eukaryota; Fungi; Glomeromycota; Glomeromycetes; Entrophosporales; Entrophosporaceae
Source: the annotation of a GenBank genome assembly